GAGAUAGUGAUAUAGGCUUGGCUCCCCGCCCUGGCCCUUUUCACUACAAAAGGGAGAGUGUUGGGCACUUUCCCCAUAUUUAAAUUCUCAGCCACCCCCCCUCUCUCUUCCAAGCAACAAGCCCAUUCCCACAGAGAGGAAAAUUCUCAACUCAUUACGUUCUCUAUCUCAGUUCCACCAUGAUGCAUCUCAUUUUAUUGCUUGGACUUCUGAUAGCAUCAUACUUUAGUAGUUUUCAAGCUGAAAAUCCCUUUUUGCAAUACUGGGAAGAGCAUAUAGGUCUUCCACAUCCUCCACAUUGGUUAGCUGCAAAGGCUUCUCCUUUAAGUCCCCAUCAGGCAACAGUCUUUUUGAAACUUAUGGAGGAAAAUGAAUUACCUUUCCACCUGCCUUCAUUCUGUAAACAAGCUAAUAUUGCAUGUUCUAAAAAUGCAUUAGUAAAGAAGAUCAUGGACAACCCAAUGCUGCCACCAAUUGCCCAAUCUAGUGCUAUCAAAGUGAUAUAUGAUCGCGUUCCAAGUGGAUCGCCCCUCUCAAUUUCCAGACAAGGGGGAUUGCUAUUUUUUCGCGAAUCAAUGGUGAAACAAGGAGGUUUCAUGAAUAUCACUGAUCUAAGGGACACAAUGUCAUAUAAUUCGUUCUUGCCGCGAUCUCUAGCAUCAAAAAUCCCAUUUUCAUUAGCCCGGAUUAAAGAAUUGAAGAAGCUUUUUGGUGUGGUGGAUGAUUCAAAAAUGGAUGAGUAUAUUAAAGACACCCUUGAGAUAUGUGAAAAAGUCUGGACACCCUUGUUAGCAAAAAAAAAUGAAAAGAGCCCCAUUCGAGAUGAGCAUAGCACCUGUGUGACUUCUACUGAAGAUCUCAUCGAUUUUGUUGUUAAGAAAUUAGGGCACCGUGUAAGCAUAUGGAGUACUGAGAGCAUUGAAGGAUCUUAUGAGAAUGUCACAAUUGGAGGUGUAAAACUCAUGUAUGGAAACCUAUCUGAAUCACCAGCCUUAUGUCAUAGUCAACCAUUCCCAUCUCAAGUCUAUUAUUGUCAUAUUUUACAGAGAGUAAAAGUAUAUAUAGUAGAUAUAUAUGCUCAAAAGAAAGUGAAUCAUGCAAUCAUGACAUGCCACUAUGACACUUCAACUUGGAAUCCAAACCAUAUUGCUUUUAAGUUGUUGGGUUUUGGCCCAGGCCUAAUUGAAGUCUGUCAUUGGAUUAACAAGAAUGGAAUGGUUUGGACAAAGACUCUCUAGGUUGAGCAGCUUUUGAAGAUUUGAUUAUCUUUCAGUUCUCUUGUUUAUGUUAUAUGUUACUGCUAGCUUAUGCUAUUUGAAGAAUAAAUCAUGACCUAUUUUGAUUUUCUUAUAA
Molecule: messenger RNA, 1353 nt
Organism: Macadamia integrifolia
Lineage: Eukaryota; Viridiplantae; Streptophyta; Magnoliopsida; Proteales; Proteaceae
Product: polygalacturonase non-catalytic subunit AroGP2-like
Exons: 2
Coding region: 180-1238 (352 amino acids)
Source: RefSeq, a predicted model, not a curated record